Vairimorpha ceranae is the source of this 1341-nucleotide messenger RNA. RefSeq lists its product as hypothetical. The transcript has a single exon. NCBI's taxonomy places the organism in Eukaryota, Fungi, Microsporidia, Nosematidae. The record is from RefSeq and is a predicted model, not a curated record. Bases 1 to 1341 code for a protein of 446 amino acids.
AUGUUAUUUUGGUUACAGCAAAUUUUUUGUUCAACACAAAUAUUAGAUUUUAAUUUUUUAGUAGAUCUAGAAAAUACAAUGGAUUUUUCAAGAGUUUUUGAAAGUAUAGAAUUAUGUGAAAAAGAAGAUAUACAACAAAAGACUCAAGAAUCGACUAAAACAGAAGAUGAAUAUAUGAAUGAUAAUCAAUUAAGUUCUAAUUUAUUAACAGAUUGUACAGGUAAAGAUUUAAAUAGACGAUUAAAAUAUGUUGAUUAUGAUUUAUUUAAUUUUUCUUCCUCAACAACCGCAGCGAAUGAUUUGAUGGCACACAGUUGCACAAGAAGUACAUCUAUUACUAAUGUAUCUAAAGAGCAAUAUUGUGCGUCAGAAGAAUCAAGAAAUGACACAAAACGUCUCAAAACUUCAACCAGUAGUAGAACUGAUACAUCAGAGCAUUCUUAUUUACAUAGAUUUUGGAAUAAUGAAACUAAUUUAUUAUUACAAAAAAAUCAAAAUGAUUUAAUACAAGAGCAAUAUGGUAAUUCAGAAAACAAAACUUUUUUGCAGAAAAAUUAUAAUGAUUUGAUUUUAUUGGACCAUCAAAAUAACCAUUUAGUGACAAAUUAUGAUAUAAAUGAACCAAGUGCUGUUCAUACAGAUGCUCCAUUAAAUGUUGGUGUUUCUUCUACGAUUAAUAACCCUGAAAGUAGUUAUUCUUUUAAUAAUUCUUACCAGGAUGAUAAAAACGUAAAAGAUAAAAUGAAAAAAUUAAAAACUAACAAAGUAUCUAAUAUACAAACAAAUAGUAGUGAAAAGGCUUCAAAGUCUAAAAGAAGAAUAAAGACUAGUAAAACAACUCUAAAAAGUCAAUUUACAGCUAGCGAGCGCGAACUUUUUGAUAAAUACAAGAACACUGAAGAGUACUUUAAAAAGUUUUAUAAACUUGAUAUUAAAGAUCAAAUGCCGCAAUUUAUUAAGAAACUUGAAAUAUCUAAUCUUUCUGAUGACCUGAAACAAAAAUCAAUUCUUUCUCUAAGAAAUCUUUUAAGUUUUUUAGAUACGAUAAGUGCAAUUAGAAUUAAUACGGUGAAAAAGAAAAAUAAGGAAGAUUUUUUAAAUUCAUUAAAUCUAGCAUGUUAUCAAUUUAGCAAGUAUGCAGACGUGUAUCAAAAACUUUUAAUUUUUAAAUUGAUUUGCAAUAAUUUACAUCGUGUUAGUGAUAGCGUUUUUUGUAGUUUUUCUUGUUGUAAAUUUUAUGAAAUUAACAGGUUAAUAUUUUCUGUUGAAAGAAGAUUUAAUUUAUUUUACAGUAGACUAAAAAAAUUAAGGGAUGAUUUUAAAAAAAAUGAUCAACAUUAA